GGUCUCCGGACAUGGACAACAUUAAAAGAUACCAUGUCGCACACCAAAUCCCACACCCACCAAUCACAGCCCUCCCAACUUUCUCUCCAGCCUUCACUGUCUACCUCUUUCCAGGAGCCUCCACAGCCGUCCGAUCACCAUCAGCAGCAGGGAGUUCGAUGAUCGGAGGGCGGGGAGGAGUAGUGGGUGGGUGGAGAUGGGGGCUGUGGGCCGUUGAUCUGGUGGGGUUGCUGGUGGUGGCGGUGAUGGUGGAGGAGACAGUGGAGCUGAAGCUAAGCCACCAUCUCCAUGGGGUUGUGGAGAGAGUGAAUGAGAGAAAUGGGCCUUUUGUUGGGCUUUUAAUGACUUAUCCCACCGAAGAAAUUGCUCUUCAAGUCUCUGGUUUCUUUGUUCCUAGCUCUGAUUUUCCUCUGGUUCAACUUGCUGGGAGGAGAUUCAACAUUGGAAAGAUUAAGGGUGUAGAUGUAAUUUAUGUGAUGUCCGGGGAGCAAACGCUAAAUGCAGGUAUAACCGUGCAACUUCUUAUUGACACAUUUGAUGUUGUGGGAAUCGUUCAUUAUGGGAUUGCUGGAAGCACUAAUGAUUCCUUGCUCAUUGGUGACGUUAGUGUCCCCAAAUAUGUUGCCCAAACAAGUUCCUGGAAAUGGAAGAAAUUCAAAUCAAAGAAAGGAGCAUUACCCGAAUUGAAAUUUGGGGACUACAACUUACCGAUCAAGGGAGAAAACCUUUUGGCAGAAAUAGAGUUUACGCAGGUGCAGUUAUACUCCACCGGUCGGCCAAUGCAAGAGCUCUUCUGGCUUGAAACCGAUCCAAAAUGGUUCAACCUGGCCACUCAACUUCAGGAAGUGGAUUUGCAGCAGUGCUUAAAUGAGACAUAUUGCCUAUCGGAAAAACCAAAAGUUGCAUACGGAUUGAGAGGUUCUUCUGCAGAUAUAUUCGUCGAUAAUGCAGCAUACAAUGAAUUCCUUUUCAAGACCUUAAACAUCUCGACUGUGGAUGAGGAGAGUGCUGCUGUAGUAAUGGCGUCUAUGUCCAAUGGAGUGCCUAGUGUUGUUUUUCGAGGCAUAUCGGACACAGCUGGGGAUGGAGGAACACUAUCAUCUUCAAUCUUUUCUUUGGCAGCUACAAAUGCAGUUAGGGUUGCGGUUGAGUUUAUUGGUUUGCUGGGUAGGGAGGGCAAAGUUCAUGAUCAAUGAGCCUUGAUUGCUACAUGUAUGGUAGAACUGAGAUUUUCUUUCCCCGGUAAAUGUACUAUAUUAGAAUUAUUCUUUUUUUAUUUUAGGAAUAAGGGUAAAUUAGUUUCUAUUUCUUUGAUCAGAGGUAUUUAAACUUUAACGAUGUUGUACCUAUUUUUUAAGAGUGUUGAUGAUAAGAAACCCUAUAUUUUCUUUUC
Molecule: messenger RNA, 1393 nt
Organism: Vitis vinifera (wine grape)
Lineage: Eukaryota; Viridiplantae; Streptophyta; Magnoliopsida; Vitales; Vitaceae
Product: bark storage protein A
Exons: 6
Coding region: 12-1196 (394 amino acids)
Biological process (GO): nucleoside metabolic process
Molecular function (GO): catalytic activity
Source: RefSeq, a predicted model, not a curated record